AUGCAUUCAAAAUUAUACCAGUGUAGUUCUAGUGACAAAGAGAAAGCAAAGUACUUGGUUUGGACAAAUGAAAUGGACAAGUGCCUUACUGAGGUACUCGCUGAGCAAGUGAAAAAGGGGAACAAAAUGGAUAACAUGUUGAAGCCAGCAGCAUUUGCAGGUGCACUGAAAACAUUGAAAGAAAAUUAUGGUAUGUAUGUCACAAAAGGACACAUAAAAAAUCGACUGAAGACAUGGAGGAAGCAGUUUGGGGUUUUAAAAGAACUCCUUGCUCAAAGGGGAUUUAUAUGGAAUGAGACAAAAAAGAUGGUUGUUGCAGAUAACACUGUUUGGAAUGAUUACAUCAAGGUGCACCCUGAUGCAAAGAGUUUCCGAGAAAAAUCCAUAGAAAACUAUGACCAAUUAUGUACGAUCCUUGGAAAUGAACAAGUAAUUGCAAACUUUUCAGACAAUGUUACUGACACAGAUGUAAACUCUGCCAUUGAUAAGAGGGAUCCAGAUCUGGCUAUUGUGUCUGAAACACAAACUGAUGGAAACCAGACCAAAAACCUCAGGUGGACAGUUGAAAUGGACCAUUGGCUGGGAAAGAUUCUUGUAGACCAAGUGAAGAAAGGGCUUAAAGUAGAUAAAGUUUUGCUGACAGAAGCAUAUGAAGCGGCUGUUUCAGUCGUAAAUGCAAAAUUUGGGCUUCAUCUAACAAAAUUCAAUAUUAAAAAUCGUCUUAAAACUUGGAAGAAACAGUAUGAACAGUUAAAGGAAAUUCUGUCUCAUACUGGAUUUAAGUGGGAUGCAACAAAGAAAAUGAUCAGUGCAAAUGAUUCUACAUGGAAUGACUACAUCCGGGCUACAAUAUCAUGGCUACCGUUGCACCCUCUUCGCAUCUCAAUGUCGAUCCCCCUCUUGUCUACCAUAUUCCCGUCAAUUGAAAAUUGGAUUGUAAUGAUUAUACCACAUGGGCUUGAGAAAUCAAUUGAUAGAUCAUUAAAGUAG
Messenger RNA from Sphenostylis stenocarpa, 990 nucleotides. Lineage: Eukaryota; Viridiplantae; Streptophyta; Magnoliopsida; Fabales; Fabaceae. The record is from the annotation of a GenBank genome assembly.